AUGCUCCGCAAGUACCUGCCUUCCGUGCCCCCGCUACUCUUCGCCCUCGUCUUCGUGAACGUCCUCUCCUCCAAGUCGCUACAUCUCUUGCAACAUGUCCAGUCGCUUCCAGUACUCUACUUGGUGCUCUACUCGCCAACGCUGAUUCUCUGGGAUCUGUUUGUUAUAUUCGUGUCUCGGGUGCUGCUGGUCUGGCCCGAGACGCGACUACGAUGGAUUCCAUUUCUCUUUGGCGGCUUUAUUGCCCUCCUCACAUGGUUUGCAGCUGCCGUCCAGUUUGGCUUCUUCUUCGAGACCGGUGCCGAGGUUGAGUGGUCCGCGACCGAUAGCUUUGUUCGGGAUCCCGCAGCCAUGAAGAUUCUCAUGAGUGGUAUUUCCAGCGUCACGGCCGCUGGCACCGUCCUCUUCCUCGCCUCGUUUGUGCUGAGCAGCCGGUUAUACUCCAUCACCGGCCGCUGGCUCGAUUCGCUACGGGAUCGGUGCUGGCAAGGCGUGAGAGAGCCGAAGACCCUGCUUCCAUUUGCUAAAUCCCCAGCCGGUCGACGAUGCGCCUUCCAAUACCUCCUGCCUCUCACAGCCCUCAGUGUCUCGUUGAUAUUCCUUGAAGCAACUCGGCCCUCCAUCCCGUACGAUCACCUUGCGCGAGCUUUGCCGUUGACCAUGUUGGAUGCUUUUCACAGACCCUCUACGCAGUCGGUGGAGGGCUGUCGACCACCACCCCUUCCCUUCCCUCUGCUACCACAAAGGAAAGGAGGUCCCCCUCCUCAUCACCAUCAUCCGUUCGACUGGGCGUUUGGGAAAGGACCUCCUCCGUUUCCUCCGCCGCCUCCGCCUCCACCGCCGUUGGGUGACUUUGGGGUUCAGCCUUCGUGGUUACCCGAAGAUCCUCCGCCAGGUUUUAGCCGUUGGCAGCCCGCACGGGUUCGCGAGGAGGAACAUGGUGAUCAGCCGCUACAGUGUCCAAGUGGACCGUUCCAAUACUACAAUCCGCGAUCCGAUCCUCUGAAGGUUUCCAACUUUGAUGAUGAUAUCAUGGGGCCCUUGCAGCAGGCCUUCAAGGAUAACCCGGUCGAUAUCAAUCACGUGGUAUUGUUGACGCUGGAGAGUGGUCGAAAGGAGGUCUUCCCCAUGCAGGCUGGAACGCCCAUGUAUGAUUAUCUUGUGCAAUCGCACGAGGAGAAGGAACGGAAAGAUGCGAUCGACAGGCUCUCGAAAAUGACUCCUGUCGCGCAGAUGCUCACAGGCGAAUAUGCGUUGAACAGCGAAGGAAGAGUGAACGACUUCAGCAACCACAAGUGGCAUGACCAGUCGGGACCAGGAAUGGGUGGUCUCAACGUCAAGGGUGGGUUGACUGCGAGCACGUUGACUCUGAAGAGUAUUCUGGGCAGUCAUUGCGGUGUGAGCCCGCUUCCGGUCGAUCUCUUGGAAGAGAUCAACCUGGAGUUCUACCAGCCUUGUCUCCCGCAGAUAUUUGAGCUGUUCAAUCGACACAAGUCCAGUGAACCCGAGUCGAAGGAUGGCGGGUUCCAGGCAGACCAAUGGAAGUCCGUCUAUGUGCAAUCCAGUACAGUUUCAUACGACAGACAGGAUAAAUUGAAUGAGGCCAUGGGUUUCAACUAUUCGAUCUCCAGGGAGUCCUUGAGAGAUCCUGAUUCGAAACAUUGGCCACCGGCGACGGGCGAAAUCAAUUAUUUUGGAUAUGCGGAAUCCGAAACCAAGCCAUAUCUACGGGAUUUGAUUUUCGACGCUGCUGAGAACAACACCCGCUUGUUUCUGUCGCAUCUGACUAGUUCGACGCAUCAUCCUUGGCGCACACCAAAAUCGUUCCAUACCGAACAAUAUACCGGAAGCGAAGGCAGCGUCGACCAUGAAUCGAUGAAUGAUUAUCUGAAUACCGUUCGUUAUGUUGAUGAUUGGUUGGGUGAGAUUCUCGGUCUGUUGGAUGAGGCUGGAAUUGCGAAUUCCACUUUGGUGGUGAUUAUCGGUGAUCACGGGCAAGCCUUUUCGGAAGAUGCCAAGGUCACUGGUACCUUUGAAAACGGACAUAUCAGUAAUUUCCAUGUGCCGAUUGUGUUCCGACACCCUCAUUUGCCUCAUAUUGACAUUUCCGCCAACGCGACAUCUCUCGCUAUUAUCCCGACUAUUCUCGAUCUCCUCGUUCAGAGCCAGUCUUUGAACGAGAAGGACUCGGCGAUUGCAUCGUCCCUACUCCCUGAAUACCAAGGUCAAUCACUACUCCGGCCAUUCCACAACCAGCGUCCCGAUGACGGCCUAGCGGUGUGGAAUUUCGCCUUGAUCAACGGUGGAGGUUCAAUGCUAGCUAUCACAACAGCAAACUCACCCUACCGUCUUAUCCUACCACUAAAAGAAGAAUUCAACUACCGAUUCACACACCUCGGGAAAGACCCCGGGGAGCUCAAGCCACUAGAAGGAUGGUCCAUGCCACGCUUAGUGGACCGAGUACGCAAGGACCAUGGUGAAGAGGCUGCAACCUGGCUUAUGGAUGCGGAGAGAGUUGGUCGCUGGUGGGUUGAUGAGCAGAAGCGGAUUUGGGAUUAUCGUGGGGAGUAA
Aspergillus chevalieri is the source of this 2571-nucleotide messenger RNA. RefSeq lists its product as uncharacterized. Lineage: Eukaryota; Fungi; Ascomycota; Eurotiomycetes; Eurotiales; Aspergillaceae. The record is from RefSeq and is a predicted model, not a curated record. Bases 1 to 2571 code for a protein of 856 amino acids. The transcript is spliced from 4 exons.